Messenger RNA from Ilex paraguariensis (yerba mate), 269 nucleotides. Lineage: Eukaryota; Viridiplantae; Streptophyta; Magnoliopsida; Aquifoliales; Aquifoliaceae. The record is from the annotation of a GenBank genome assembly.
AUCAUACGAUGCAGUCCGAUGAAGGUGCCACGUCCAUGGAACUUGAGAAAGUUCUAUCUGAAUCAAAUCGUGUAUCUUUUGCUUCAAAACCAAACUUUGCACCUUUGAAGGCUCACGAGAUAUCCGAUGGUCAAGUUCAGUUCAGGAAAGUCUCUAUACCACCGCAUCGAUAUACGCCUUCCAAGAAAAGCGUGGAUGGAAAUUUACACUCCUAUAUACGAGCAGAUGAAAAUCGACAUUCGUAUGAAUCUCAAGGCUCGCAAGGUUGA